This is a messenger RNA of Penicillium diatomitis, 2409 nucleotides long. RefSeq names its product SNF1 family serine/threonine-protein kinase. The coding region runs from base 1 to 2409 and encodes 802 amino acids. Lineage: Eukaryota; Fungi; Ascomycota; Eurotiomycetes; Eurotiales; Aspergillaceae. Gene Ontology annotation, biological process: protein phosphorylation; intracellular signal transduction. The transcript is spliced from 3 exons. Gene Ontology annotation, cellular component: cytoplasm. Gene Ontology annotation, molecular function: ATP binding; protein serine/threonine kinase activity. The record is from RefSeq and is a predicted model, not a curated record.
AUGGCCGCCGCCCUCAAUGAGGAAGACCUGUCCGUCCCCCUAGCCCCCUCAGAAAUUGAUCAAUCGCGAGACCGCAAUCGGGAACGGGAACGGGAACGAUCGAACAAGACGACAAGCUCGAAUCCAUCUGCGAUGGCGAUGCCUCCACCCUCGCGCCCGACCGGCCGCAUGGAUCCCACGACGCAGUCACCGGCUACCAUGCGCGACAUGCAGCGCCUCGAUCAAUACCAGACCGUCAAAAUCCUGGGUGAAGGCUCGUUCGGCAAGGUCAAGCUUGCGAUCCACCAACCCAGUGGACGACAGGUUGCGCUGAAGAUCAUCUCGAGACGCAAAUUGCUAUCCCGGGACAUGGUUGGGCGGGUGGAACGAGAGAUUCAGUAUCUUCAAUUAUUGCGACACCCGCAUAUCAUCAAAUUAUACACCGUCAUCGCAACCAAGACCGACAUUGUCAUGGUCCUUGAAUAUGCAGAGCGCGAAUUGUUCGACUAUCUUGUUCGGAAGGGAAAAUGUGGUGACGACGAAGCCCGCAAGUUCUUCCAGCAAAUUAUCUGCGCCGUCGAGUAUUGCCAUCGACACAAGAUUGUUCAUCGAGACCUGAAGCCCGAGAAUUUGCUCAUUGACAGCAAUAAGAGCGUGAAGAUCGCGGAUUUCGGACUGAGCAAUAUCAUGACCGAUGGCAAUUUCUUGAAAACGAGUUGUGGUAGUCCGAACUACGCCGCGCCCGAGGUCAUUUCUGGCAAGCUUUAUGCCGGUCCUGAAGUAGAUGUCUGGAGCUGUGGCGUGAUUCUCUAUGUACUGCUCGUCGGUCGCUUGCCCUUCGACGAUGACUACAUCCCCGCUCUCUUCAAGAAGAUCGCUGCCGGCAACUUCCACAUCCCUAGCUACAUAUCACCCGGGGCAGCCCGACUCAUCCGGGCUAUGCUUCAAGUUCAUCCGGUUCACAGAAUUACAAUCCCUGAGAUCCGACAAGAUCCAUGGUUCACCAAGAACUUGCCUGCAUACCUGGAACCUCCACCAGAGGAGUUCAUUGCAACUGAUGUGGACCUGAGCAAGAUCGACCCCCGAAAGGUAGGCUCGGGAAAGCCGGUGCCCGUGCAGCAUAAGAUACACCAGAUCGCCGUCUCCAAGCUUGAACGGAGCAUGGGAUAUGACCGGGAAGACAUUGAAGAUGCUUUACGCCAUCCCGAGCCCAGUGCGAUAAAGGAUGCCUUUUCAAUCGUCGUGGAAAAUGAGAUGAUGCAGACCAACUCGCCCACGGAUGACACCUUGUUGGCCCAAAGUGUAUCGCCGCAGCCAAAGGCAGCUGUUUUGGCCCCAUCUCAGCGCCCUGCUGCAGUGCAACGAACCCAAAAGCAACCGGAGAGCGCUCCCGAAGACUCUCAUGUUCCCCAACGUCAGCACCUAGAAGAACAGGCGCAGCAAACCGAGGACGGAGACGAAUUCGAAGAGCCACGUCUCAGCCAUGUUCGAAUUCUACCGACAAGCUUGCCUUAUGUUCAUGACCAGCUGAUGGAACAACGAGACCGAGAGCUUAGAGCUCGUCUCGAGGAACGAAGACGCGAAGCAUCUCGCGCCGAGGACGACCGCUCCGGAUCGGAUCGCCAUGAAUUGACGCCGGAAGAACAAGCGGCCACAGCGCGCGCUUUGAAGCCUCACUCGCGCAGCAUUGUUGAUUUGGAGAAGCUCAAGUUUGAGCCGCCUAUUGGCCAUCCAAUCACUCAGCAACCGAAGAAGUCUCGCAAAUGGCAAUUUGGAAUUCGGUCACGGAAUCAGCCAUAUGAAGCGAUGUUGUACCUGUACCGCGCGAUUGCUGCCCAAGGCGGCGUGUGGGACAUCCAACCAGCCGAUUCGGGCUCAGAUGUCAGCACGGAUUCACCAACCUUAGACAAACCAAAGCCCCUGCAAACCAAGUAUCCCGAACUUCCGUCAGACUAUUAUAUCCCCAAGGAUCCCUGGUUCAUUCGUGCCCGCCUACUGAAAGAAGGAGUGAAAGCCCCUGGCUCAUCAACGAGCGUGUACAAUAGUCGAAGCGACUUGGAGGAACUCCGUCGUCGGUUCCAUAUCUCCGGCAUCUCCGCCCCCGUUGAAGACAAGGACUCGAUCAAAUCUCCCACUUCUGAUAACGGCGGGUAUUCUGCACCUUCGUCCGCCACACAGAAUUCCGGGCUUCCUCCGAUCUCGCAUGGCGUCUGGGUGUUUGUCGACAUUCAACUUUAUCAGUUGGAAGAGAACAACUACAUGGUGGAUUUCAAGUGCGACGGAUACCAAAAUGUCAUUCGACCUCAAGGCGACGCCGAGUGGCACCCGAUCAGCAAGCGUUACCUCAACAAGGAGAAAGAGGUUACCAGUCCCUAUCCGUUCCUCGACGUGGCAUCUGAUCUUGUGGCACAAUUAGCUGUCGCGAGCUGA